AUGCGUAUGACGCAGGGAGUGGCCGCCGGCGCGCUCCUCGCGCACGUGGCUACUUCAAUGACGGUGCCUCGACACAACCCCUUCGUUCACAAGAGGCAGUACAGCCAUGAGUUUCAGAGCAACACGACGACCGAGUACGAUUUCGUCUGUAUCGGCUCGGGACCCGGUGGUGGGCACAUGUGCUCGAAUCUCGCCAUCGCCGGCUUCAAGGUGCUCUUAAUCGAGGCAGGUGGUGACAAUGGUGAGGAUCUCAUCCAGUCGGUUCCCGCCAUGAACAUUGCCUCGACCGAGGACUGGAGCAUGGAGUGGGCCUACUACAUCCACAAGUACGACGACAUCGAGGAGGAAAAGCGCGACAGCAAGAUGGUCUACAACACGACCGACGGCAAGAUGUGGUCGUCGUACAACCAGACGGGCAACCUCGGCACACCCGCCACGUCGGCCGAGAUCCCUGAGGGCGCUGAGCCGCUGGGCAUCUAUUAUCCACGCACGGGCGCACUGGGCGGUUGCUCGCGACACAAUGCCCUGUUUAGCAUGCAGCCCUACGACAUGGACUGGGACGACAUGGCGGAGCUGACAGGCGACGACACGUACAAGUCGGACAACAUGCGCCAGUACCUGACACGCAUCACUGAUGUCGCGUACGAGCCGCACUCGGCUGACGCUGGCAAGGGAGGCUGGUACCCGAUGCAGGUGACUUCGCUGCUGACGGCGGCGACGGAUCUCAAGAUUGUGUCUGUUCUUGCCGCCGCGUGUACUGCUUUCGGCAAGUCGCUCAUCAGCGAGGUCCUCGACACGGCCACGUACCUUGCCAGCGUGCUGAUCAGCGACCUCAACGCGCCCGGUCAGACCAUGGUUCCCGAGGUCUACCAGGUACCGCUUGUGAUGCGCGACGACUCGCGCCGGGGUGGCGUGUACGACCUCAUCGUCGACACUGCCAUGGCAACCAACGCCGACGGCAGCCGCAAGUAUCAUUUUGAUAUCAUGCUGGACACGCUCGCCACGAAGGUCACUUUCGACACGGACGGGGACAAGCCCCGCGCCACCGGUGUCGAGUAUAUGACGGGCGCAUCGCUCUACCGCGCUGACCCUCGCAGCGGCUCAGCUCAGCCCCAGGGCACUGGUCACGUCAAGGCGGCCAAGGAAGUCAUUGUUGCCGGCGGUGCCUACAACACGCCUCAGAUCCUCAAGUUGUCGGGUGUUGGUCCCAAGGCCGAGCUGGAGAAGUUUGGCAUUGACGUUGUGCUCGACCUGCCCGGCGUUGGCACCAACCUGCAGGAUCGGUAUGAGCAGACCAUGGUGUCCAAGACGGAGACACCCUUUGCCUUGACUGAAAAGUGCACGUGGCACCCUGAUCCGGAGUUGGACCCCUGCAUGAAGACAUAUGUCGACGGCAACGACCAGACCGCUCGCGGCGCCUACGCCUCCAACGGCAUCGCCAUCUCCGUCAUCCGCAACACAACCACGAGUGCCCGCGGUGAGCCCGACCUGAUGGUCCUCGGUGGCCCCGCCAACUUCACAGGCUACUACUCAGGCUGGUCUCAAGGCUGCACAGCCGACGCGCAGCACUGGGCAUGGAUCAUCCUCAAGGCACACCAGCGCAAUAACUACGGCACCGUCGAGCUGCGGUCGGCCGACCCGCGCGACACCCCCAUCAUCAACUUUCGCAAGUUCCUCAACGAAUCCGAGGCCGCUCUCGACCUGCAGGCCAUCCGCGAAGGGUACGAGUACGCGCGCGCCAUCAUGAAGGACGUGUUGCCUAUCGGCGGCAUCCUGUCUGGCACUAGCGGUUCUCUAGCUAGCGGCGUCGAUGAGAUCUUCCACGGCGCCUUCGACGAGGUAUGGCCGGGCGCCGACGUCACGGACGAGGCCCUCGACCAGUUUGUGAAGGACGAGAGCUGGGGCCACCAUGCGUCGUGCUCGGCCCCCAUUGGGUCGGACGAUGACCCGAUGGCCGUGCUGGAUGGGGACUUGCGUGUGCGUGGUGUCGAUGGUCUGCGUGUGUCUGACUUGAGUGCUUGCAAUAAGCUGCCGGGCUUCUUCCCGAUCCUAUGGAUCCACCAGCUCGUGGAGAAGGUGGCUGACACAAUUAUCGACGAGUACUCGUCGUAA
Messenger RNA from Diaporthe amygdali, 2112 nucleotides. Its product is annotated as choline dehydrogenase. The transcript has a single exon. Bases 1 to 2112 code for a protein of 703 amino acids. The record is from RefSeq and is a predicted model, not a curated record. Lineage: Eukaryota; Fungi; Ascomycota; Sordariomycetes; Diaporthales; Diaporthaceae. Gene Ontology annotation, molecular function: oxidoreductase activity, acting on CH-OH group of donors; flavin adenine dinucleotide binding.